CCAAGAUGGCGGCCGCGCUGACGCAUCGUUCCUAUGGACAGCAGCGUCAGAGGCGACAUCUAGUCAGUAUAUAUAUCUAUGGUUGUCAGGACGGGACAGACAGUAGUGAUGGUGAGCGUCGUGCAGUGUUUGACGUCGAAGCUGCUGUCGCCGCUGUGGCGCCGAGCGCAGGAGGAAGAGCAGCGGGAGGAUCCGCGCUUUGACGGUGUGCCGCAGAUCCGGCAGGUGCAGACGGGCGUCGUGACGCAUCUGUGCGCGGAUUAUGGCCUCAUCGAUCACGCCGUGUAUUUCACAUCGGGAGUGGUGUUAGGAGGAGUCGUGCUGUGUGUCGGAGACUCGGUCCAGGCUCUGGCGGUGCGGGAACGAGCUCACGGACAGUGGAGGGCGCUCAGGGUGGAGCGACACAAGGACGGAUGGGAGAAUGGCGGAUCAGAGGCGCUCAUGCCGGACGCUAACAAACUCAGGCCUCUGAUUGGAACAGUGACGUCAUGUGAUCGAGAUGGAGGAUACAUCAACCAGACCACGUAUUUCCCACGGUCGGCUCUGUGUGAAGGGUUUGAGCCGGUGAAAGGCGACUGGGUUCUGGCGCAGUACGUCGUCUGCCCCGCAGAAUGGAGCAGUCAGGCUCGAGCCGUUUCUCCACUGCGUUACCAUCGCAUGGACGGGGUGAGCGUGACCAUUCUGCACGGCCGCAGCGGUGUUGUGGAGGACAGCGUGUUCUUCAGUCUGGACUCUCUGAUCGUGCCGCCGGGCUUCAGACCUGCUCGCGGUGAUGUGGUGAAUGUGGUGGUGGUGGAGAGCAGUCAGUCUCUGUACUGCUGGAGAGCUCUGUGUAUGACGCCCGUCCAGCACAGUGGAAACGCCUCAGAGGUGAAUAUGCCAGAUGAUGAGCUGCAGAUGCUGGAGAAUAAAGGUGGGCUCCUGGUGAGCCAGGAAAGCCACUUUGGGUCUCUAUUAAUGGGAAACAGCAAGGAGCUUCAGAUCUGGAUCCAAAACACCGGCUCUGAGCGGCAGCGGCUGACCUGCUGUGAGUUUGCAGGAUGGGACUCGGCUCAGCAGUUCUGCCUCAGAUCCACAUCUCAGAACAACAGCAAACCUCCAGGAGGCCCAGCGGAGGACGGGACAGACGGGGAGGCAGAGGAUGGUGCGGAUGAAGAUUCAGUGCGGAUUCUGGAGAUAAACCUGGAGAUGGAGCCCGGAGGGAGAGCGUCUGUGCCCGUCAGCUGUCAGGCCAAGACUCUGGGUCGCUCCGCUGAGCUGCUGCUCCUGCACUUCUCCUCCUUCACCAUCGGGAGGCGUCUGGAGGUGUCUGUGAGCAGCGCGGAGGAGAGUCUGCUCAAACCCAGCGUCCCGUACUCUGGUCUAACGGCACUGCCGCCGCAGCACCAACAGCCCGUGCAGGUGCUCACGGUCACGGCCCCGCCGGCCCCCAUCAGGCUCGCGCGGCGGCAUCUUCCAAACUUCUUGGGGAACUACGGGGUGCCGCAGGCUCUCAGAGAUUGUGUUGAAGGUCAGAAGGAUGUGCUGGUUGUCCGGCCGGCUCUGGCAGAGCCCCUGAGUCUGUCGUCGAUGCUGCCGCGUUUCUCAGCGCUGCUGUGGUUGGAGGAGCUGCAGGCCGAGAGGGAGAUCAGAGAGUUCAGCCUCACCGGCGCCAUCCUCAGGAAGGGAGCCGUGUCUCUACACCUGGAGGUGCCGGGACUCGCUGAGGGUCGGCCGAACCUCUUCAUCGGUGAUAAAGUUGUUCUGAAGAAGCCCUGUAGUGGAGGAACUGUUAUUGAGUACAUCUCUUAUGUCACAGAGAUCACCGACGAGGACGUGAGUUUACGUGUGAACGCUGAUUUUCAGAAUAACUAUCUGGGAGAACCUCUGGACGUGGAGUUCACCUUCAACAGGUUGACCAUGAGGAGGUGCCACUGUGCUUUGGAGCAGAUCAAACAUUUUGGAGACAACAUUUUGUUUCCCAGCGUGCUCACGCUGCAGCCGCCACAGUGGAACGGAGAGUGGAGUCCACAGGAAGAGGAUCGACGUCUCUCAGAGGAGGAGAACGACGCAAGCCAGAAAACAGACGGCUCAUCAGCGCUGACUGCAGAGAUGGUGUCUGUGGCCACACAAACUAAAACAGAUUUGUCAAUGACGGCAAAACGCAUCCCAAACCCUGGACAGUUUUUCAACGUCCAGCUGAAUCCUGCUCAGAAACAGGCCGUCAAGCGGAUCCUGAGUGGAGAAUGUCGUCCCACACCCUACAUCCUGUUUGGGCCUCCUGGAACCGGCAAAACCAUCACACUCAUAGAGGCCAUUCUGCAGGUGCAUCAUCACAUCCCCUGCAGUCGUGUGCUGGUCUGCACGCCCUCCAACAGCGCUGCUGACCUCGUCUGCAUGCGUCUGCACCAGAGCGGAUUCCUGCACGCUGCCAGUCUGGCUCGAGUCAACGCCACCUGCAGGCCAGAAGAGUGUAUGCCGGAGGAGUUGCGUCAGUACGCGAGAGCUGGAGAAGACAUUCGACACGCCAGUUUUCAUCGUAUCGUCGUUUCCACUUGUUCCAGUGCUGGAAUGUUCUAUCAGAUCGGUCUGCGUGUUGGUCAUUUUACUCAUGUGUUUGUGGAUGAGGCCGGUCAGGCCACUGAACCCGAGUCUCUGAUCCCUCUCAGUUUACUGUCUGAGACCAGUGGACAGAUUGUUCUGGCGGGUGAUCCGAAGCAGCUGGGGCCGGUGAUCAAGUCGAAACUGGCUGCUGUGUUUGGACUGGGAGUUUCUCUUCUGGAGAGGCUGAUGGGAACGCAGCUCUACAGCGGCAGCGAGAGAGGAUACAACCCCCUACUGGUGACUAAGCUGGUCUAUAACUACCGAUCCCACGAGGCAUUGCUGGAGUUGCCGUCGCGUCUGUUUUACGCCGGUGAGCUGUGUGUUCGCUCUCAGAGGGCGGUGGUGGACGCUCUCUGCCACUGGAACAGACUUCCAACUAAGGGCUUCCCUUUCAUAUUUCAUGGCGUUCGGGGGACUGAGAUGAGAGAGGGCAGUAAUCCAUCGUGGUUUAAUCCUGCUGAAGCCGUGCAAGUCAUGAUGUACUGCUGCCAGCUCGCUAAGAGACUCUACAACCCCAUACCGGCGACAGAUAUCGGCAUCAUCGCCCCCUAUAAAAAACAGGUGGAGAAGAUCCGUCUGCUGCUCCACAGGGUGGGUCUGGGAGAGGUCAAGGUGGGAUCUGUGGAGGAGUUCCAGGGUCAGGAGUUCCUCAUCAUCAUCAUAUCAACGGUCCGUUCCAAUGAGUCCUUGUUGAACGAAGAACUGCAGAGCAUGCUGGGAUUCCUCUCCAACCCAAAGCGUUUCAACGUUGCCAUCACACGAGCCAAAGCGCUGCUCAUUGUGAUCGGAAACCCACACGUGUUAAUCAAGGACCCGUGUUUCAGUGCUCUGCUGCAGUACUCGCACGAUAACAGAGCGUUCGUGGGCUGUGAUCCUCCAGUCAGUCUGCAGGCCUCGCGAAGGAUUCUCUCAGAAGAAACCUAGAAAUCUCUUGGACCAGCAGUGUGUUGUGAUGAUUAUACCAUGAUUGUUUUGUGUUAAAUAAAUAAUAAUUCUAUCAUCUAGA
Messenger RNA from Labeo rohita (rohu), 3589 nucleotides. It is a transcript of the gene mov10l1, whose product is annotated as Mov10 like RISC complex RNA helicase 1. Lineage: Eukaryota; Metazoa; Chordata; Actinopteri; Cypriniformes; Cyprinidae. Gene Ontology annotation, molecular function: helicase activity. The record is from RefSeq and is a predicted model, not a curated record.